Molecule: messenger RNA, 2724 nt
Organism: Telopea speciosissima
Lineage: Eukaryota; Viridiplantae; Streptophyta; Magnoliopsida; Proteales; Proteaceae
Product: serine/threonine-protein kinase dst2
Exons: 18
Coding region: 103-2592 (829 amino acids)
Biological process (GO): intracellular signal transduction; regulation of MAPK cascade; protein phosphorylation
Molecular function (GO): ATP binding; protein kinase activity
Source: RefSeq, a predicted model, not a curated record
CCAACCUCCAGCCUGGCCAGCUGGCCUUCUAACGUCUUUCUCUUUCAUUUCACAUUCUUCUUCCGAGCUCCACAGAGUCACGCACGGUCUCUCGCCCUCUCGAUGGAUUUCUCAAGUCCUCCAGGUGCUCGCAAAGGUUUCAAGAGAUCCGAAUUGUACUCUACAGUCCUCAUUCAUGGCGACGGUGACGAAGAAGAAGAAGAAGAAGAAGAAGAAGAACAGCGGCGAGGAUACAAGCGUGCAGACGAAGAAGAAGACAUUUACGGAACGAUGCUCUACAAAGACCAGAAUGAUGAUUCAUCUCUUCCUCCUCUUCUUCAACGUGUUCCGAAGGACUUUGGGGCCAUGGUGGACGACGACGAUGAAGAUUAUGACGGUGGAGAUUUCUCAGGUACCAUGAUUGUUAAAACCAAUCGCAAUCGAUCUUCUCCGUCGACCUCAUCGGCAGCUUCGGCUAGGCGUAUGCGUAAUUCGUCUUUUGGAGAUCGGAGUCAUGUCAGUCCGAGGAAGAGAAUGGAAGAGGAAGACAAUUACUCGACGUUUGUGGUGAAAUCGACGGUUCGCUCGAGUGAGGAGUCCUUGACGGGGACUGUUGUUAGGAGAACUGGUAGUGGUGGAGCGGGUUCUUACUCGUCUUCCACCAUGAGUAAGGCCGUGGUGAGCAUGCAGGCUGUAGGGGAAUUAGGGUUCGGGAAGCAGAGGAAAGGGAGUUCUUCGUCACAGGGCGAGGAGAGUCGACAGCAGCUGCCUAGGAAGAUGUCGGUUAGUUCAAUACCUGAGAGCAUUACGAGGGAAGAUCCUUCUUCUAAGUACGAACUGCUCAACGAACUAGGCAAGGGUUCGUAUGGAGCUGUUUACAAAGCUAGAGAUCUGAAGACUUCUGAGCUGGUUGCCAUUAAAGUUAUAUCAUUAUCUGAGGGGGAGGAGGGAUAUGAAGAGAUUCGCGGUGAGAUUGAGAUGUUGCAACAGUGUAGUCAUCCAAAUGUGGUGCGAUACCUUGGAAGCUACCAAGGAGAAGAAUAUCUUUGGAUAGUUAUGGAGUAUUGUGGGGGUGGUAGUGUGGCUGAUUUGAUGAACGUCAAUGAGGAGCCUUUGGAGGAGCAUCAAAUAGCAUACAUUUGCAGAGAAGCAUUAAAGGGUCUAUCUUAUUUGCACUCAAUUUUCAAGGUUCAUAGAGACAUUAAGGGUGGUAAUAUCUUGCUUACCGAACAAGGAGAGGUCAAGUUGGGUGAUUUCGGUGUGGCAGCACAGCUUACCAGGACCAUGUCAAAACGCAACACGUUCAUUGGCACCCCACAUUGGAUGGCUCCAGAAGUUAUCCAGGAAAGCCGCUAUGAUGGAAAGGUGGAUGUGUGGGCUCUUGGUGUGUCAGCGAUUGAAAUGGCUGAGGGGCUCCCACCAAGGUCAACCGUGCAUCCAAUGAGAGUAUUAUUUAUGAUAUCCAUUGAGCCAGCUCCAAUGCUUGAGGACAAGGAAAAAUGGUCUCUUGUGUUUCAUGAUUUUGUUGCAAAGUGCCUUACAAAAGAACCACGUCUACGUCCUACUGCAGCAGAGAUGCUGAAGCACAAAUUCAUUGAGAAAUGCAAAUGGGGGGCUUCUUCAAUGUUGCCAAAGAUUGAAAAAGCGAGGGAAAUAAGAACCUCAUUGGCUGCACAAGCACAAAAUCAAGUUCCAGGGACCGUUAUAGCACGAGAUGGCCUUUUAGAGGAAAGGAAAAGUCCAAAAUUGAAUGAAGACUAUGGAGACACUGUUCCAUCAAGACCAUGGAACAUUGGACUUCAGGGUUCUGGCUCAGAGAAGCAUCAUCUACCAGGUGUGGAACACCCUGGGGAAGGUGACUUUGCAACUGUAGUAAUUCACAGUGGAGUAGAUGUAGACAAGCCAGUCCCUCAAAUGCCAGUUUCCAGCAUUAAAGAAUCUACAGAUGUUCUUAAAAUUUCUGAAAGCCCUUCGUCUAACGCUGCAGGAGGCAAAACAGCUAAACUCUGGUCUGAAAGUACAACACAGGCUGUGGUGAACAACCUCCAAGAUGCAGAACCAAACUCCGAUUCCCAAACCAUGCUGGUAUCAUUGCCUUCUGCUUUUCGAUCUCCUGAACAAAACCAAAAGACAGAAAAUCUUUCUGAGUUACAGGUUGGAGGUGGCAGUAGCACAUUACAGAAGAGUGGUACUGUCGGUCAAAAAGCCUUUGCCUUGCAAGAUAAGCUUUGGUCCAUCUAUGCUGCUGGCAAUACAGUACCCAUACCAUUCUUGAGGGCGACAGACAUAUCUCCCCUUGCUCUGGUGUCGGAUAAUGUGCUUGGGGGCAAACAACAGGGUAACGGUGGUACCAUCGCAAUGGAAGCCAUACAAGAGCUUUUUAGUGGUGAUGGGCAGUCUAAGAAAGGCCGAAGGGGACAAAAUGAGAUACCUCUUCCACCAAGUGUAUAUCGAAGACUUACUUCAAGCUCCACGCUAUUGAAUCUGGCACAGGCAUUGGCUUACCAUAAAAUGUGUUAUGAGGAGAUGCCUCUCCAGGAGCUGCAAGCAACGCAAGAGCAACAAACAAUUCAGAACCUCUGUGAUACUCUUCGAACAAUUUUAAGGUUGUAGAUAUUGACAACGACACCAAGAGUGGUCAUCACUCAGUUCAAUUUUGUUUUCCUUCUUUAGAUAAUCUAUGGCCCUGGAUAGUUUCUGAGAGUAGAGAAUGGUUGAUGAAAAAACGGGGGAGGCAGGAAAGGU